CAAAAGACACCCAAGCAUUAAUUAACUGCGACUACGUAUUUCUUCACCUCCCCAUCAACUUCUCUAUCAUUCUUAAAUCACUCACUCUCUUGCGACAAGACUCCUGCGGUCGCGGUGACCGCUAUCCUCACUCAACUCCUCUCGGAAUUUCUGUCGUCGAUCUGCUGGAAACUGCAUGUUUCUCGCUCUCUAAGAGUCCACCACCCGCGGUCGUUGUCCCUUCUUUCGGUUCACACUCUACCGGUUUCUCGAGGCUUCAGUUCUGAAGCCAACGCGAUCAUGGCUACUGUUCCAACAGAAAUUUCGGUUGAUGCUGGCUCUAGCACAACCAAGACUCCUGCUCAGCUCAUGCAAGAGAAGCAUGAGGCUGCCGAGACACACCGUGUGACGGUUGAAGAUGUCCCAGACGAGGACGAUAUCGUCCAUCCUCCUCCACCUCAUCACCACGUCGAAGGGAAAGAGGAAACUGGAGCUCCUACCACAAAUGGCACUGCUAAUGGCGCUGAAAAUGUCCCUAUGUCGGAAAAGGCCGCAGGCAAGCAGAAGGCAUCUGACAAGCCCACCGUGCUCGACACUCAAUCUGAGGAGGCAUUCCCAGCUCUAGGAGCUUCCACCAGAUCGGCGCCCCCUCCUUCGCGCGCUCCUGGCUGGGUUGCCAGUGCUUCUGCGAGAGCUCCUCCGGUGAACGGCUCUCCUGCUCUUGGUCCCCAUCCUACCUCCUCCGGUGCUCCUACCCCGACCUCGACACCCGGGGCUAGAACUCCUGUCACCGCGGCUCCCGGCGCUCGAGGUGGUGUGAUGUUGCCUGGAAGAUAUCGAGACUCUUUCGAGAUUGACAAUGCCGAUUUGGACAAGAACAAGUCGGUGAAGCGAGUGCUCGAUGAGGUCAAGAAGAAGUACAAUGUCAUCGUCACUCCGAAGCCCACCAACUUCGCAACAAGAACAGAGUUCAUUGCCGAGGGCCCUAAGGCACGAGUCACCGAGGCUCUGAUGCAUGUCUCUAAGGAACUCACGCUCGAGAAACAGGUUAAACUCGAGAUUCCUGCAACCGUCUCGGCUCAGAUCAUCGGUAAAGGUGGUGCCAACAUCAAGAAGCUGGAACAGCAGUUCAACGUCCGCAUCCACAUUGACCGAGACUCAAGACCCGUCACAAGCCCCGAGGAAGUCAGGACGGAUGUCGUGGAGAUCAGAGGCAAUGCGGCGCAAGUCCGCCAAGUCUACGAACAGAUCAUGAACCAGGUCAAGGCUCUGCAGCCCAAGGUCGACCUGCCUGUUCGUGGAAUCCCGCCAGAGUUCUACCCCUUCAUUGCAGGUCAGCAUGCUGACCGCCUGCAACAAAUGGAACAAGACCGUGGUCUCCGCAUCAACGUACCUCAAUAUCACACUUGGCGACAACAACCACCGCCUCGGCCAACCGAAAUGGAUCAGCGCCCAGCAUUUGUUCCUCAUGGAGACAAUCAUAUCGUCGUUUCAGGUGAACAAGCUGCUGCUCUGGAGGCACGCACCAUCCUGGAACAACUGGCCGAAGAACUUCAAAAGGAACUCCUGCUCGAAGAGCUCGCAGCGGAGCAGAUUCUGCAUCCUUACAUUGUCGGUGACCGCGGUAUGGACCCUCUGAAGUUCUUGCAAGAGACAGGCUGUGCAGUCAUCCUUCCUCCACCCGAGCACGAGACCGAAGAUAUUCAUAUCAUUGGCCCCAAGGACAAGCUUGGUGCUGGUCGCAACUUGGCGGAAGAGCUCAUGUCCAGGAAGCACAACCGAGCUGUUGAUAUGCACAAGCACUUUAACGACGCCCCUCAAGGUCCCGAACGCCAUUCCCGAGCUCUGGCUCAAUAUCUACAUCAGAAGGCUAUCGAGCGCGAGUUUCAGAAAUCACAUGGCGCAGAGAUCGUCUUCCCUUCCAGCUCUAGUGCUUCGCCGAGCUGGACGGUCAUUAGUAAUGACCCCCAGAAGGCACUCUCUGCUCGUAAUGAGCUCUCCAAAAUCACCCAAGCAUAUCCUACCCCAAGAUUGCAACUGGUCGAGGUAGAUCCAUUCUUCCACCAGCAUCUUGAGCAAAUGCAUGCUUCUAACCUGAGGAACAACCUUGGUGUUCACAUGAUCGUUCCUGAAGACGGCUCGGAUCCAGUCGUUCUCGUUUACGAAGGCCCGACCCAAGAGGAACCAUUCUCCAUUCCUCGCAACAAGCCCACCAAGGCUGACAUUACCAAUUUCGAGAAAGCUCUACAGGAAGCACAAGCAAUGCUGCUCAGCAAUAUCCCCCACCAAGGCAUAUCUGUGCAAGAUAUCCACGUCCCCAAGAAGUACCACGACAAGGUCAGAAGAUUCGUCAACAAUGAACCUAAACCAACACCGCCAAAUGCAUUCCCUGUUCAGGUCGACUUUGGCCGAGCUAGAACCGCGCAGAGGCAAUCCGCUCCGGCUUCUCGGGGCUCUCCUGAAAGAGUCUAUUUGAGAGGACCAAGCGAAGCGGAUAUCGAAGACUUGCGAAGAAAGAUCGAGCAAUUCUUGCAAGAGGCUGAGGAAGACGAGAAGGAACGGGGCUAUACGAUAACCUUCCCAUUCCCUGCCCAAUUUAACAAGAACUUGAUCGGGAAACAAGGCGCCAACAUUAAAGGGCUACGGGAGAAGCACGACGUCGAGAUUGAUACUCGCGAAAAUGGCAAGAUCACCAUCCAAGGACCGCAGAAAAAGGCCGAGGCUUGCAAGGCUGAAAUUCUCCGACUCGCCAAACAGUGGGAGGACGAGGUGAAUUUUAACGUCAAGAUUGAUCCGAAGUAUCAUGGCAUGCUAGUGGGCAGAAACGGAGAAAAUAUGCAGAAGAUCCAAAGCAAGGUCGACAAUGCUGUGAGGAUUGACUUCCCCAAGGCAAUCAGAAUCAGCGAUGAUGCUUCGGUUGCUGAUGACGCUAGUCAAGUCGGCGGCAACAGAGGUCAGCCACAGGACGAAAUCAGAAUUCGUGGUCCUCGCGCGAAGGCUGAAAAGGUCCGUGACGAGCUUCUAAGUCUUCACCAGUACUUGGUCGAUAACUCUCACACCGCAACUGUGUCGGUUGCACAAAGCCAAAUUGCUUCUUUGAUCGGAAGACGUGGCCAGGAGAUGGAGAAGCUGAGAGCCGAAACUGGUGCUCAGAUUGACAUCCCCAAAGCUGACGGCUCUGACCGUGUCACCAUACAAAUUAAGGGCACCAAGCAGCAGGUUGAAAAGGCCAAGCAAGAACUGCAGAAACGAUCCAAGGCUUUCGAUGACAUUGUUACGCGCACUUUGAACGUCGACAGAAAGCAUCAUCGCGCCCUGAUUGGGGCUGGAGGAUCCCAUAUCCAAGAUGUCGUCUCGAAAGCCGGCGGCACCGGCACGAGCGCUGAGCACGUCCGGUUCCCUCGCCAGGGUGACGAAUCAAAUGAGCUCACCGUGAAAGGUACUGCCGACGUUGUGGAGAAGAUUGUUAAAGCUAUUCAAGACUUUGUGGAUGAGAGAGAAAAUCAAGUGACAGAAACGAUUGACGUGCCAGCCACUCAACAUCGGGACCUGAUCGGACCAAAUGGAAGCAUUCGCAAGCAGAUUGAAGACCAAUUCAAGGUCACACUCAACGUCCCUCGACAAGGAACCGGCCAGACUGCGGUGAGAAUCACUGGGCGACCAGAGCACGUGGCCAGCGCCAAAGAACAUAUCGAAAGCAAGGUGUCAAAGAGCCCAGCUGAGACCAUCAUGGUACCACGAGCUCUGCAUCAUGUGGUUUCGAAAAACGGAGCCUUGUUUCGCGAGCUGAGCAGAGAUGGCGUCAAAAUCGAGCACAAUGGACACAAACCGCCCCCAAAGCCGAGUCGUGGGUCUCGAUCACGUACUACCAAUGGUGACAUGCCUCUGAUCACUGACCAGCCUGGCGAAGGGUCGCACUCGUGGGACAUCGUCUCCAAUCAAGGUGCUCUGGAUGGGGAUGAUGGAGAGAUCCCAUGGGUCAUUAUCAGCCAGAAGGGCGAUUCGCCGGAUGCCGUCAACAAAGCAAAACAGAAGAUCCAGUCGUCGGUUGAGAAAGCCAAGGAGCCUCAGUUUACUGGCUAUCUAAUUCUGCCUGAUCCGCGGCUGCAUCGCCACAUCAUCGGCCAAGGUGGCUCUACAAUUAACUCUAUCCGAAACCAGUCUGGAUGCGACAUUCAGGUCCCGAACCGCAACUCGGGCAAGGGCGAGGAAGGUGAAGCUAUCACGAUCGUCGGCAAGGAGGAUGGUGUUCUGUCAGCUCGUGAUCUGAUUCUCGAGGAGAUUAAGCGCGCUCAAGGUGGUCGUGCGUAAAGGCAAGGCGCAAUUCAGGGGGCUCAAAAAGUUCUUGGAUGGUGAUUGGGGCGGCUUGUAAUAAUAUAGGAGUGUGGUUGAGAUUGCGACCGGCGACCGAAACUCCCUCAAAAGCUUCUUCAUACUUUGCAAGAAAAGAAAAGUGUGUCUAUCUCGAAUAGAUAGAAUAACUAUCAAUAAAUCAUCGAUCUACGACGUGGUGACGAUCGAGAGAAUGUACAGCAUUUCGAUG
Molecule: messenger RNA, 4522 nt
Organism: Exophiala xenobiotica
Lineage: Eukaryota; Fungi; Ascomycota; Eurotiomycetes; Chaetothyriales; Herpotrichiellaceae
Exons: 2
Coding region: 280-4290 (1336 amino acids)
Biological process (GO): nuclear division
Cellular component (GO): cytoplasm; nucleus
Molecular function (GO): mRNA binding
Source: RefSeq, a predicted model, not a curated record